Myxocyprinus asiaticus (Chinese sucker) is the source of this 9119-nucleotide messenger RNA. Its product is annotated as leiomodin-3-like. The record is from RefSeq and is a predicted model, not a curated record. Gene Ontology annotation, molecular function: tropomyosin binding. NCBI's taxonomy places the organism in Eukaryota, Metazoa, Chordata, Actinopteri, Cypriniformes, Catostomidae. Gene Ontology annotation, cellular component: striated muscle thin filament; myofibril. The transcript is spliced from 5 exons. Gene Ontology annotation, biological process: muscle contraction; myofibril assembly; pointed-end actin filament capping. Bases 6320 to 8338 code for a protein of 672 amino acids.
GUUAUGAAGGGCCGCUUGAAAGUACAUUUUUGUAGAAGAAUUGCAGCUUUAAUUCUGUUGCCCUUAUAAACAUGCUCAAGUUUUAAUGGAUGUGCUCUACUGUAUGGCAUCACUCUGGAUAUACAUUUAGAAGGCCAGCCACUGUCAUGUGGAACUAUGGGAAGUGCAUGCAUGGCAAUGAGAAUUUGUACAAACUUUAGCACCUCAAAUAUCUUUGGCCCGAGUGCCAGGCACAAUUGAUAUCCAAAUCGCUCCAAACUAUUGGAAAUUUCGCUUUUUUUUCCCGUAUGUUUAAUUUAUUGUGUUCUUUAUCUUUAAUUGAAAUAAAAUCUUUGGAAUUUAAAAGAAAAUUGAUUAUGUCGUUUGAGUCCAUCACAAAUCCUCAGGUUCUGUCUUAAAUACAGUGAUUUUCAUUGGUUAAAUCUUAAUACAGAAAUGUGCCUCGAUGUACUUGAUCUACAUAUGUGUACAGCAUUACUGUUUAAUUUUUAGUGUUUUUUUAUUGCUUUGCAUUCCAUUGAUGUUCAGCUCUCUUUGUCUGUUCACUAAACAACAUGCUACAAUCUUCCAAUAGGCGUCUUUUUAAUAUUGCAGACUUGGAAAUAUUAUACAUUUGUAGACAAUGUGGCAGAAAAGUCUGCACAGAAAUUAGGGUACUUUCUCAAAACAUGUCUUUUAGCAAUAUUAAAACUGAUACAAUGAUUAAAUACAUACUAUAAACCCUAAUGUUGUCAUUACUAGAAAUAUCAAGUUGUAUUAAUUAAGUAUAGGUUGAAAUGUCAGGUGUUGGGCUCAUAACUCAAAUAUUUAAGUUCAUUGAAUUUUUUUUAUCAUAAAAAUCCACAGAUUAAGAUUAAGUGUUAAUAACUCAAACUUUUGAGUACAACAUUGAGGCUAUGGGGAAUACCCAUAUUGAUCUGUGUUUGAAUUAAUUGUUUCUUUGGUGAAAAGGAAGUUACGGGGGCAUUUAAAUAGUUGUAAUUAAGAAUUCAUAAAGGUUUUCGCUCUUUUGUAGUAUUAUUUAAGUUGUUUUGUUGCAAAUAGUUGUUUCGUGUGAUGUCACUUAGCACUUUAAACCCGAAUAAGUUAGCAGAAGUCAAAACAUUUGAGGUAAUCAGUUACAUCCAAUUUUUUAAGUUAAUAAAUUCCAAAUUUAAGUGGAACUGUCAAGUUUUUAUUUUGUACUGCUUAUGCAUGCUAAUUGCUCUUAACUUGAAAAAUUGAGUAAGCUACAUUUAACUUUAACAUAAAUUUAAAUUUUGAGUAAACCACCAGCUCCACUCUUCACCAUAAUAAUAACCCCCAAAACUCCAACAUAACAGAAACUCUUCUAAAUGGCAAUGUUACAAAAACACAUAAAAUAACACUUAAUUUUAACAUUUACUUUCCCUAUUGAGUCCAAUGCAAAGCAUGCUGGGAAUAAGAAAUCCCCUGCCCAAUUUGAGUUUACCAAAAAAAAAAGUUCAUUAAACUCAAAACAAUAAAAGAGUUCAGGUUACUUAAAAGGUGUCAGUUUUGUGAACUCAAAAGAAAGAGAAAGUUCUAAAUACUCAUCAAGAUUAAUUUAUUUGAACAAAUUUGAAUGAUUUAAUUUUUCCCUACUCAAUACAAUUAAUUACUUUGAGCAUUGGGGUUUACAGUGAGUGUGAUAACUGUACCCAUUUGGACAAGCUAGACCCUGCUGACUAAUUUUCUUUGUGCAUGUGCAGUUAAAGUGCAGGUACUAUAUAUGCAUUUCCUUGGAGAAUUACGUUUAUUAAAGACUGACCUAGAAUCAGUUAUGAUAUUUAUUUUAGAUGUGCUAUUGUUUGAUCUAAAAUUGAAUCAAUUCAAUUAAAAUGAUUAACAACAGUAGAAACAACUAUAUUUACAUAGCAAAUCUGAGUUAAGUCUACUUGUAUCUAGUUAACUUAAGCCAAAUAGUUAAGUUAAUUCUAAAUAAACACAAGUUAAUUAAACUUAAUUACAUACAUUCUGGAGACACCAUUACUCAAUUCAAUUGAGGGAACGAGUUUACUCAAUCAAAUGAGUAGUCAAAUUUUAAGGGUUUUCAGUGCAGAUACUAUUUUAGACUUCUCAGUACCUAUACUUUCAUUCAUAUAAACAUCAUUAUAACUCAGAUUUUUUACACAAAUACAAAACAAGUUAAAAUGUUAAACUUAACAAUAUUGUAAUAAUUUCCACUUCAGUGUAUGACCUUUCUUAAUGUGUUGAAGUUAAGGUAAAAAUAAGGUAAGGAACAGCGCAGCAUGAAUUUGUUCAUAAUGAACACAAGGACGAAAGUUGACAAUUAAGAGAACAGAGAUCUACAACCUCUGAUUUGCACAUGAUUUAAUAAUUAAUAAGUUAUGAAACUCCCUAAACUGACGACUGAGCAAAAAAAUUAUCUUGAUUCUGAGAUAAACUUGGAGGAGCUAGGCGAGGUAAUUAAGGCCUUACAGGCAAGGCUCCGGGGCCAGAUGAUUUUGCCGCUGCAUUUUUUAGAUCUUAUGCUACAGAACUGUCUCCACAUUUGCUAGAAGUUUAUAGAGAAUCAUUAAAGAAUGGAAAGCUUCCGCCAACCAUGACACAAGCCCGGAUCAGUCUGAUUCUUAAAAAGGACAAAGAUCCAAGUGAGUGUUAGAGUUACAGUCCAAUUUCCCUGAUCCAACUAGACAUAAAAAUAGUAACAAAUUCUGGCUAACCGAUUAAGUAAAGUUAUGACAUCUCUUAUACAUAUAGAUCAGUUGGGGUUUAUUCGGGGUUGUAGCUCUUCUGAUAACAUUAUGCAUUUCAUCGAUAUUAUGUGGUCAGUGGCAAAUGAUCACACUUGGCGCCGAAAAGGCAUUUGAUAUGUUAGAAUGGGAUUAUCUUUUUAAGAUUUUGGAAAUAUGUUUGGGAAUACUUUUAUUGGAUGGAUUAAGUAACUUUAUAGACACUCGGUAGCGGCAUUACAAACAAAUGGAUUAAUUUCAGAUUAUUUUACUCUGGAUAGGGGCACCCGGCAGGGUUGCCCUCUUUCCCCAUUGUUGUUCUGUCUUGCCCUGGAACCAUUAGCAGCCGCAAUAAGAAAGGAGGAUGAUUUUCCAGGGGUGAUGGCGGAAGGUGUGGCGCAUAAACUCCUGCUUUACGCAGAUGAUAUUUUAUUAUUCAUCUCUGACCCUUCUAGAUCUAUGCCUUGCCUCCACAGAAUUAUUCAUUCCUUUUCUAAAUUCUUGGGAUACAGAGUUAAUUGGUCUAAAUCCAAAACUUUGGCUCUGACAGCGUACUACCCGAUAACGGCUUUUCAGCCGAGUGUCUUUCAGUGGCCCAAACAGGGCAUUAAGUAUUUGGGUAUUUUAUUCCCAGCAAAUUUGUGUGAUUUAGUUCAAGUUAAUUUUGAUCCCUUAAUAAAAAUGUUUUCUAGCGAUGUGGGCAGGUGGGCUUCAUUACAUUUAUCGAUGAUUGGGAAGGUUAAUGCUAUUAAAAUUAAUUGUAUUCCAAAAUUCAACUACGUGCUACAGUCACUCCCUAUAGAUGUCCCCUUCUCUUAUUUCAAGCAAUUUGAUAGCAUAGCGAAGUCCUUCAUUUGGAAUGGUAAGCAUCCCAGAUUACAUUUCAAUAAGUUACACAGGCCAAUUGACAAAAGUGGGCUAGGCCUACCCAAGAUUUUGUUUUAUUAUUAUGCAUUUGGUCUCAGACAUUUGGCUCAUUGGUCGCUUCCACCUGAGAGAGCCCCUCCCUGGUUUUGUAUUGAACAGGAAGUUCUUGCCCUUAUUUUGCCACUGCAAAGCCCUUAUAUCAAACUAAUCGGAGAAGUUAAGUUACACCCCAUUAUCUCGCAUUUGCACUCGGUAUGGACAAAAGUGUCCAGAGUGUUUAAUUCGACAUUUAUUUAAAUGUUGCCUCAAGCAUAUGGCUGAACCCCAAAUUAUGUAUUGAAAGGUCCCCUUUCUGCUGAUCAGAGUGGAUUGUGAGGGGGGUUACUACACUCGGUGACCUAUAUGAGAGUGGUGUGUUUAAAUCUUUUGAAAAUUUGGUUCAACACUUUGAGAUUCCCAGAUCUCAGUUCUACAGGUAUAUACAGCUGCACCACCUACUCUGUAAUAUUUUUGGGAGUAGCUCACACCCCCCUAAAGCACCAGAUACUCUGUGAGAGGUGAAUACUGCUUUUGGAAAAGGUCAUGAGGCAUCAGUGUAUUACUCCCUAUUAACUCAGAGUCUGGGGGACAGAGCUUUAAUUUCUAUCAAGAGAUUAUGGGAGAAAGAAUUUAACUUGGUAUUGGAGGAGGAAGUGUGGGCUAGGAUUCUAAAAAAUGUCAAGUCUGCAUCUAGAGAUGCAAGGAUUCGCCAUAUGCAAUUCAAGAUUUUACAUAGAUUCUAUUGGACCCCCUCUAGAUUGUAUAGGCUUGGUCUUAAAGACACACCCACCUGCUGGUGAUGCCAGUCAGAGAAUGGAGACAUAACCCAUGUCUUUUGGGGGUGUCUUAAGAUUCAGGAGUUUUGGUUGAAGGUUCAGAGUCUUGUAUGUAAUGUAUUGGGCACUCGGGUUUCAUUUUGCCCCAGACUCUGUAUUUUGGGCGAUGGGGCGGUCAUCGAUGUUGAGAAUAGACACAUAAAGAGUUGGGUCCUAAACAGUGUCAUGAUAACCAGACAGAUUCUUUUAAGGGGUUAGAGGUCAGCUGGAGCGCCUUCAUUUCAGGAGUGGUGCUCGGAGAUGGGGAGGGUGGCAGACUUUGAAGAAUGGUCUUUUAGAAGACUAGGGAAAUUGAAUUUGUUUAUGGAGAAAUGGGACGGAUAUCUGACGUUGUUAGACGUGUGAUUAUUAUUUGUGUGUGUGUGUGUGUGUGUGUGUGUGUGUGUAUGUGUGUCUAUAAUCAUGUGUAUAUCCUCGGUUGUGGGGUUUAAAUGUUGAUUCCAUGUAUAUAUGUUUUGCUCUUCUUUAUUUAAUGUAGGAAUCAAUAAAAAAAUUUAAUUACAAAAAAAUAAUAAGGUAUGUGAGGUUAUAUUGUAAAGGGCAUUCAGCAUCUAGGACCAUUAUGAUUUCAAAAAAAUUAAUUAAAAGUUAAUGUAAUUAAAUGUUGUGGCCAGAUUAUUCUGUAAUGUGUAGGUGCUGGACAGAAUGACCCAGGAGCAGAGGUAACAGUUCCAAAAAUAUUUAUUAAUAAAGUCAGUAAUGCGCCACUGCGUAGAGUAGAGAGUAGUGUGUUCGUCAGUGGAGUUUGUGUGUCAUGGAAGCCAGGAGGAGCUUGGCAGAAUCCUCCAUAGAAGCUUGGCGAUGAGAGAGAUGUCCAGCGGACAAUACGACAAGCAAUCAGUAGCAUGAUCGGCACCGCCCUGAGAACAAUGAACAUUUCCAUGGAAACGCCGAUCAUGCCAGUCGAGGGUGCCUGCGAAACACGAGGGAGAGAAAAUGACAAAACAAACAAAACAAACCUGUGGGCUUACCGGAACCGUGACAGUAAUGAGUUCCACUUAGAGUUCAAUCUUUUAUGACUGUUCAACACAAGUCUAAAGGCUGUUUAGACUUUGUUCUUCAGUAUAUACUUGUUAUUCCACUAAACAAUAGAACUCAUACAGAAUUCAGAAAAUUUUGAAUAUUUAAUUCUAUUGAGCAAGGGAUUUUGCAAGAGUAUUAUUAUAAUUACAUUUUUGUUUAAUUUUGAUUUUAAAACUCCUAUUAUCGAAUGAAACUCACUAAAUAUUCUUAAAAUUCAGGUAAUCUACACCCGCUAAGUAUAAAUAUUUUUUCCUCUAGCAUGUGACAAUGCUGAUGUUUAUGAAGUCUUUCCUACAUCAGCUUGCUUUUCCUGACCACCCAAUUUCCCCUCCUGUUUGUGUAUAACAUCAGUGAGAAAUUAUUUCUGUCUCCAUAAAACUGUGGAGGAUUCGGGGUCAGACCAGAUCCAGAUCACACUAUAUUCUCACUUCUGACGUCAUCUAGCCUUUAAACUCGUAGACAGGCUUUGCAACCAACCACCUGGAGCUUACAUGAGCUACUUCCUCUUUUUUGUGUGGUCAUCCUGUGAUUCUAGCUAAGUAAAAUGUUUUCAGUUGGGGUCUAGGCAUAGAGGCCAUUUGACUGGCAUGUCCACCUGCUGCUGUUUUUUCCACUCUCUCUCUCUCUCUCUCUGAAGGGAACCAUCAUGUUGAAAUACACUGGAAGGCCCAGCUGACUCAAGGCGCUGAAAAAAGAUUAUGUUUGUAUCUCCCCUCUUGUUCCAUAAAUACCUUCCACUCUGUUGAAUGGAGGUUAUUUUAGAUGGUACAUGUAGCUUGAGGCCUUGAGUGCUCCCAGUCUGCAGUUUAGUGACACUCCAGAAACCAGUGGCUUUACAAUAGUUGAGUUUUUAGAGUGGUCAUGUCUGAGCACAGUGAUCAGGAAUCAUACAUGGAGGAGAUCAAUGAGGAUGAGAUUCUGGCAGGCCUGUCAGCAGAGGAGCUCAAACAGCUCCAGUGUGAGAUGGAUGAAAUCGCUCCUGACGAAAGAGUUCCGGUGGGAAUGAGACAGAGAGACACUUCUCAUCAGACGACAGUCCGAGAUUCUAGUGAGCCACAGUCAGAAGAGGAGAUUGAUGAGGAUGUGAUUCUGGCAGGCCUGUCUGCAGACGAGCUCAAGCAGCUCCAGAGUGAAAUGGAAGAGAUUGCGCCUGAUGAGAGACUACCGGUGGGAAUGAGACAGAGAGACCAAACUGAGAAACCUCCCACUGGAUCAUUUGAUCAUAGAUCGCUGGUGGAAUAUCUGUACUGGGAGAAAGAGUCUAAACGUAUGCUGGAUGAGGAAAGAGUUCCCACAACUCUAUUACCCAGCCAGAAGAAAAUGCAAGAUGAAAUUGCAAUGAAAGAAGAAGAUAAAGUUGAAGAGGUGGAAUAUGUGGAGACUGUGGAGGUGGUUGAAGAUGGUGAGGGAGAUGUUGUUGUUGAUGAAGUUAUUGAAGUGAUCAUGGAGGUUGAGGAAGUGGACAAAGGAAGCAGCGAACAGCAUGCAAAGACAGGGUUUGAGGUAGACAGCUCUAAAGUUACCUCAGAAGAUGUCUUAAAGCAGCCUCAAGAGUUUUCAGAUUCAAAAGGUGAAGCAAAGGUUGACCAAUCAGAAGGGAAGGAGACUGAAUCUAUAACAAAUGAGGAAAAGAAAGCAGAUUUCAUCCAGUCUGAGCCUGCUUCCUCGCCAUAUGAGAACUGGGUUCCUGAGAAAGAGGAGAGGGUCAUAUCCAAGCUAAAGAUCCCAAAACUAUCCCUAGGUGGAAGCGGUCUCAUUAAAAAAACAGCAAGACCCUCUGGGAAUGAAACCAAUUUGGAGACCACUUUGGAUAAGAUCCGCAACAACAACUCCUCUGUCACUGAUGUCAACCUUAACAACAUUGAAAACAUUCCCAAAGAAAUGCUCCACGAUUACGUCAACGCACUUAAGAAGAACAGGCACGUUAAGACCUUUAGCAUUGCAAACACUGGCGCAGAUGAAAAUGUAGCAUUUGCCCUUGCUAACAUGCUCAGAGAAAACAGAAGCAUCACCACACUGAACAUCGAAUCCAAUUUCAUCACAGGGAAAGGCAUCGUUGCAAUAAUACGUUGCCUCCAGUUCAACGAGACACUUACAGAGCUCCGCUUCCACAACCAAAGGCACAUGCUCGGUCACCACGCUGAGAUGGAGGUGUCACGUCUCCUCAAGGCAAACAACACUCUCCUGAAAAUGGGCUACCACUUUGAGCUCCCAGGGCCUCGAAUGGUGGUCACCAAUCUCCUCACCAGGAACUUAGACCGUCAACGGCAGCAGAGAAAGGAGGAGCAGAAGCUUCAGCAAGUGAAAGAGCAAAGAAAGGUCAUGGAGAUGUACCAGAACUAUCUGAACUUGCCUCCAGGUAUGCUGGAAAUGUUAGGAGGUUAUAUCCCAAUGGCCCUCCUGCAAGGUUCUCAGGAGGUGGAUCAGGAGCUUCCUGAAGUUUCUCCAGAACCUUCACCACAGCCAAGUCCUCCUCAACAGCUCCGCAAGACACCGCAUCCUACGCCACAACAGCGUCCUCCCAGCUCAGACACAGGAAACCUUUUGAAGGAAGUGCAACUGAGAAAGACUCCAAAACGAAGGGAUCCAUUUCUGGAAUUGAACCUCAGGGAUGAGAAAAAAGAGGGAAGGGCUAAUGUUCAGCUGAGGAGUGUUCCUAGACAAAGAAGCACACCAAGUGAAGGACCUGUAGAUGAGAGAGCCAACCUUAAAUACAUGAUAAAGACUCUAAAGCCAGUUCCUCAGAGGAGACAGCCACCUAAAGUGGAGCUAACACCUCGGGAUCAGUUGCUCAGUGAGAUUCGACAGAGCAAUGUGGCCUAUCUCAAAGCGGUACCUUUACCAAAAAUCCUGGAGUCAAGUGAAACGAGUCUCUUCUGAACCACAGACAUUAAAGACUUCAGAGGAAGACUGCACAGAGGGACAGGCUGGCACCAGGAUGUCUACACACAAAAGGCACCAUUUCCAGUAAAAGUCAAAGAACUCUGCGAGAAUCAACGUCAUAGAACUCUCUCACAAAAGCUGAAAUCUACAACUGAAUAUCACCACGUGAGAUAAAUUGCAAAUCGUCUUUGCAUUGUUUUACAAAGCUGAAAUCUUCACCUGAAUAUCACCACAGUGUGAUAAAUUGCAAAUCACCUUGCUACCCCCUCUUCUCUCUCUCUCUCCCCCUUCUCCCGUUCAACAGCUCAGGACCAAUACAAAGACACAAGAUUUAUAUGUAAAAUAUAACACAUACCAUGAAAACAAAGAAUGCAACUGUAUGUGUUUGAUAUCACUGGUAUAAUGGUCUCUUUCCCAUGUUGGUAAAACUAAUGGUGACAAAGUUAUAAGGUCUUUGCCAAAUACUGCAUAAUUCUGGAGGUCUAUCCCCCUCCUUGACCUACAAUUUAAAUGAUCUCCUGUAUGUUAAUAAGGUUAAAAACCCAGGAAGCCAAGAACCCAUUCACCCCAAAAUUCUCAUUGUUCAAAGGAUAAUACCAUUUGGUACACAAUGUUUUCUAUUUGGUACUUAAGGAGAGAUGGCAGAGGAGCUCGGGGAGUCUGUAUUCAGAUAUCCCACACAAUGGCUGUGUGUAGUUUUCUCUACCAGGAAUCUGUAGUCAGAUCUCCCGCACAAUUGCUGUGUCAGGUAUGUUACUUUGACUUUUAUUUUAUUUUU